This is a messenger RNA of Stylonychia lemnae, 1017 nucleotides long. The record is from the annotation of a GenBank genome assembly. NCBI's taxonomy places the organism in Eukaryota, Ciliophora, Spirotrichea, Sporadotrichida, Oxytrichidae.
AUGGACCUAGCAUUCGGAGCAGACGACUCAAAGAAAAGAAAAGGACCCUCAAAGAACUGGACUGAGAGAGAAAUCGAAGAGGAAUUAAAGAAGUUAGAUGCCAAGAUCGAGGAUGCCAAGACCAAUUCAGGUGAUGUUGAAGUCAGAGAUGCUAUUCUAGACAAGGCUAUGUUCUUGAAGCAGGAAGCAAGAGAUUAUCCAGAGGCUGAGAAAGUAUUCAGAGAGGCAUAUGUCAAGUCUGGUGGCGCUUCAAAGAAGAUGGAAUUACUUUUCGAGAUCCUUCUUAUGAAUAUUGAGAAGUUUGAUAUUGAUUCUGUGAAGAAAGAUGUUACCCUGUGCAAAUAGUUGGUAGACGAAGGUGCUGAUUGGGAUAAGAAAAACAAGCUAAAGAUCUUUGAAGGAGUUUACUGCAUGCUUAUCAGAGAUCUCAAGAGAGCAGCAGAACUAUUUAUGAGCUCUAUUGCUACCUUCACCUGUGUGGAGUUAAUGGAAUACAAGGAUUUCGUUUUCUAUACAGUAGUAACAGCAAUGGUUACUCAAGACCGUAAAACAAUCAGAAAGGAGGUAGUACACUCCCCAGACAUUUUGGCUGUAAUUAGAGAUAUUCCAUUCCUCAGAUAGUAUAUGGAAAGUUUCUAUAACUGCGAGUAUAAGCAAUUCUUCGAGGCAUUCGUUGAGAUCAUUGAUGCUAUUAAAAGAGACAAAUACCUCCAAACUCAUGCUAACUAUUUCAUCAAGGAGAUGAGACUUGUAGCUUAUAGACAGUAUUUAGAGUCAUUCAAGUCAGUGACCAUUGAGAAUAUGGCCAGAGCAUUCGGUGUACAGCCAGACUUCAUCGAUAAAGAACUUUCAAACUUCAUUUACAUUGGUAAAAUCAACUGCAAAAUUGAUAAAGUAUCUGGGGUAAUCGAGUCGAACAGACCAAACAAAAAGGCUGAGCUAUUCACUAAUACUAUUAAGUCAGGUGAUGCUCUACUCAAUAGAAUAUAGAAACUAGCUAGAGCUCUUGAUAUUUGA